CAGGUAGGCAUCUUUGGGCUACAUCAUCCUUCAACGAUUCCAGUUUAGCGAUCCUUUCAUAGACCCCAACCUCGAACCAGCUCAAGAUGCCUAAACCAGUAGUACAAGUUGGUGACGAUCCCGAUCCAUCCGAAUGGUUAUACAUUUCGGAGGAAAUGAGACGCAUUGAUCAGAGCAAGCCUUACGAUGCGAAAAAGGCUUGCUGGGUUCCAGAUGAAGCCGAAGGAUACGUUCAAGGUGAAAUUAAGGCCACCAAGGGUGACUUGGUAACCGUUGCUUUACCAGGUGGCGAGACCAAAGAUUUCAAGAAAGAUCUUGUGGGCCAGGUAAAUCCUCCCAAGUACGAGAAAUGUGAGGAUAUGUCGAAUUUAACCUACCUCAACGAUGCCUCUGUUUUACAUAACUUGCGAGAACGAUACAGAGCUAGAUUGAUUUAUACAUAUUCUGGGCUGUUCUGUAUUGUCAUCAACCCAUAUAAACGUUGGCCUUUGUACACAUUACGAGUCGCCAAAAUGUACCGUGGCAAGCGACGUAACGAGAUUCCUCCUCAUUUAUUCGCAGUUUCGGAUGGUGCUUACGUUAAUAUGCUGACAAAUAAGGAAAAUCAGUCAAUGCUGAUUACCGGUGAAUCUGGUGCAGGGAAGACUGAAAAUACUAAAAAGGUCAUUGCGUACUUUGCAACCAUUGGUGCGAGCAAAAAAGACACAGAAGGAAAACCAUCUUUAGAAGAUCAAGUUGUUCAGACAAAUCCUGUGCUUGAAGCCUAUGGUAACGCAAAAACUGUUCGUAAUGACAAUUCAUCUCGUUUCGGUAAAUUUAUUCGAAUUCAUUUUACUGCUUCUGGAAAACUGGCUGGUGCUGAUAUUGAGACUUAUUUAUUGGAAAAGGCUCGUGUUAUUUCUCAACAGACUUUGGAGCGUUCUUAUCACAUAUUCUAUCAAAUGAUGUCAGGAUCUGUAAAGGGAUUAAAAGAGAUGUGCUUCUUGUCCAACGAUAUCUACGAUUAUGUUAACGUGUCCCAGGGUAAAAUCACUAUUCCAAAUGUUGAUGAUGGUGAAGAAUGCAUGCUCACUGAUGUUGCCUUUGAUGUAUUAGGAUUUACUCAAGAUGAAAAAGACAACAUCUACAAAAUAACUGCUGCUGUUAUGCACAUGGGAGGCAUGAAAUUUAAACAGAAGGGACGAGAAGAACAAGCAGAAGCUGAUGGAACGGAUGAAGGAGAUCGAGUUGCUAAGCUAUUGGGAUGCGUUACAGAUGAUCUAUAUAAGAACUUGCUGAAACCAAGGAUAAAAGUCGGUACCGAAUACGUUACGAAGGGACAAAACAAAGAUCAGGUUUCCAAUGCCGUUGGUGCCCUUUGCAAGGGUAUUUUUGAUCGUUUGUUUAAAUGGUUGGUGAAAAAAUGUAACGAAACCUUAGAUACGAAACAAAAACGUGCUCAGUUUAUUGGUGUACUGGAUAUCGCGGGUUUCGAAAUUUUUGAUUUUAAUGGAUUCGAGCAGCUGUGUAUUAAUUUCACCAACGAGAAAUUACAACAAUUCUUCAAUCAUCACAUGUUUGUACUGGAACAAGAGGAAUACAAAAAGGAGGGCAUUAAUUGGGCUUUCAUUGAUUUUGGUAUGGAUUUGCUAGCCUGCGUCGAGCUAAUUGAAAAGCCUAUGGGUAUACUUUCAAUUCUUGAAGAAGAAUCUAUGUUUCCAAAGGCCACAGACCAAACAUUUGUAGAGAAGCUGAUUACCAAUCAUUUAGGAAAGUCUGCUCCAUUCAUGAAACCACGACCACCAAAACCAGGUAUUCCAGCUGGCCAUUUUGCCAUUGGUCACUAUGCAGGAGUUGUUUCGUAUAAUAUCACUGGCUGGCUAGAAAAAAAUAAGGAUCCAUUGAAUGAUACUGUUGUUGAGCAAUUCAAAAAAGGUGAAAAUAGUCUUUUGGUUGAAAUCUUCAGUGAAGCCGCAGCCGCUCCGGCGGAAGGGGCAGCACCUGCUGCAAAAGGAGGCCGUGGUAAAAAAGGUGCAGCUUUUGCUACAGUGUCAUCAGCUUACAAAGAGCAGCUCAACAAUUUGAUGACUACAUUACAGUCAACCUCACCUCAUUUUGUGCGUUGCAUCAUUCCAAAUGAAUUGAAACAAACAGGCCUCAUUGAUGCUAAAUUGGUUAUGCAUCAGCUAACAUGUAACGGUGUGCUUGAAGGCAUUCGUAUCUGUCGUAAAGGAUUCCCAAACAGAAUGAUGUACCCUGAUUUCAAGCAGCGAUACCUUAUUUUGGCUCCAGCCGCUAUGCAAGCUGAACAAGAUUCGAAAAAGGCAGCUGAGAAAUGUUUUGAAGCAAUUCAACUGGAUCCUGAUUCCUACCGUAUUGGUCACACAAAGGUAUUUUUCCGUGCCGGUGUUUUGGGUCAAAUGGAAGAUUUCCGGGAUCAACGGUUAUCUAAGAUUAUGUCAUGGAUGCAGUCCUGGUGUCGUGGCUAUUUGUCUCGCACAGAGUUCAAAAAAAUGCAGUCGCAACGUACCGCGCUAGAAGUCGUGCAGCGCAAUUUACGAAAGUACCUCAAACUUCGUACAUGGGCUUGGUGGAAGUUAUGGCAAAAAGUAAAACCACUUUUAAACGUUUCUCGAGUAGAGGAUCAAAUCGCUAAACUAGAGGAAAAAGCACAGAAAGCCACAGAAGCAUUUGAAAAGGAAGAAAAACUUCGUAAGGAACUUGAAGCGUUAAACAGUAAACUACUAGCUGAAAAGACCGCUCUAUUAGAUUCGCUUUCUGGGGAAAAGGGAGCUCUACAAGAGUACCAGGAAAAGGCAGCAAAAUUAACCGCUCAAAAGAAUGAUCUUGAAAAUCAGCUUCGUGACACCCAAGAACGUUUGGCACAAGAGGAGGAUGCUCGAAACCAGCUAUUCCAAACAAAAAAAAAACUUGAACAAGAAAUUUCUGGGCAGAAAAAAGAUGCAGAAGAUCUUGAGCUUCAAAUACAAAAGAUUGAACAGGACAAGGCCUCCAAAGAUCAUCAAAUUCGCAAUCUGAACGACGAAAUUGCUCAUCAAGAUGAACUUAUCAACAAGUUAAACAAAGAAAAAAAAAUGCAAGGUGAAGUUAAUCAGAAAACUGCUGAAGAGCUGCAAGCAGCAGAAGAUAAGGUAAAUCACUUAAACAAAGUAAAAGCAAAGCUAGAGCAAACUCUUGAUGAGUUAGAAGAUUCUUUAGAACGUGAAAAAAAAUUACGUGGUGAUGUCGAAAAAGCAAAACGCAAAGUUGAAGGAGACCUUAAAAUAACCCAAGAAGCCGUUUCUGAUCUCGAACGCAAUAAAAAGGAAUUAGAACAAACGAUUAUGCGAAAAGACAAAGAGAUCUCAGCAUUGUCUGCCAAGCUGGAAGAUGAACAAAAUUUGGUAGGAAAACUUCAGAAGCAAAUUAAAGAACUACAAGGUCGUAUUGAAGAGCUAGAAGAAGAAGUUGAAGCGGAACGACAAGCGCGUGCAAAGGCUGAAAAGCAACGUGCAGAUUUAGCUCGAGAGCUUGAAGAACUUGGCGAGCGUCUGGAGGAAGCUGGUGGGGCUACAUCUGCACAAAUUGAACUGAAUAAAAAACGGGAAGCUGAACUAGCAAAGUUGCGGAGGGAUUUAGAAGAAGCCAAUAUACAACAUGAAGGUACAUUAGCCAAUCUGCGUAAAAAACAUAACGAUGCUGUUGCUGAAAUGGCAGAGCAAGUUGAUCAGCUAAAUAAACUGAAAACAAAAGCGGAGCACGACCGUGCCAAUAUGUAUAAUGAGCUAAACAACACUCGUUCUGCAUGUGAUCAGUUAGCACGUGAAAAGGCUGCUCAAGAGAAAAUUGCAAAACAACUACAACAUACCUUGAAUGAAGUUCAAGGAAAGCUAGAUGAAACAAAUCGUACUUUGAAUGACUUUGAUGCUGCUAAAAAGAAGCUUUCUAUCGAGAACUCAGAUUUGCUUCGUCAAUUGGAGGAUGCCGAAUCACAAGUUUCACAACUAAGUAAGAUAAAAAUUUCCCUAACUCAACAGCUUGAAGACACGAAACGUUUGGCCGAUGAAGAGGCCAGAGAACGAGCUACUUUGCUUGGCAAAUUCCGUAACCUGGAGCACGAUCUCGAUAAUCUUCGUGAACAGGUUGAGGAAGAAGCGGAAGGUAAAGGAGACAUUCAACGUCAGCUAAGCAAAGCUAAUGCUGAAGCACAGUUGUGGCGCAGUAAGUAUGAAUCUGAAGGAGUUGCUCGUGCAGAAGAACUGGAGGAAGCCAAGAGAAAACUUCAAGCACGUCUUGCUGAAGCCGAAGAAACAAUUGAAUCUCUAAAUCAAAAGUGUGUAGCUCUAGAGAAGACUAAGCAACGACUAUCUACAGAAGUUGAAGAUCUGCAACUUGAAGUCGAUCGAGCUACAUCAAUAGCAAAUGCAGCAGAAAAGAAACAAAAGGCAUUUGAUAAAAUCAUUGGAGAAUGGAAACUUAAGGUCGAUGACCUAGCUGCUGAAUUAGAUGCAUCACAAAAAGAAUGCCGCAAUUAUUCUACAGAAUUAUUCCGGUUGAAAGGUGCAUAUGAAGAAGGCCAAGAACAACUUGAAGCCGUUCGUCGAGAAAAUAAAAAUCUAGCUGAUGAAGUUAAGGAUCUAUUGGAUCAAAUUGGAGAAGGAGGUAGGAACAUUCAUGAAAUCGAGAAGUCUCGUAAACGUUUAGAGGCGGAAAAAGGUGAACUACAAGCAGCUCUGGAAGAAGCAGAAGCUGCCUUAGAACAGGAAGAAAACAAGGUACUACGAGCUCAGUUAGAACUUUCUCAAGUUAGACAAGAAAUCGAUCGGCGCAUUCAAGAAAAAGAGGAAGAAUUCGAAAAUACCCGUAAAAAUCACCAACGGGCACUUGAUUCUAUGCAGGCUUCAUUAGAAGCUGAGGCUAAGGGAAAAGCCGAAGCUCUACGUAUGAAAAAGAAGUUGGAGGCGGAUAUCAAUGAGCUAGAAAUUGCCUUGGAUCAUGCAAAUAAGGCAAAUGCAGAGGCUCAGAAGAAUAUUAAACGUUACCAACAGCAACUCAAGGAUGUUCAGGGGGCUCUUGAAGAGGAACAGAGGGCACGCGAUGAUGCUAGAGAACAACUUGGCAUUUCUGAACGCCGCGCUAACGCUUUGCAAAAUGAACUAGAGGAAUCAAGAACCUUACUCGAACAAGCAGACCGUGGCCGUCGACAAGCUGAACAAGAACUUAGCGAUGCACAUGAGCAGUUAAACGAAGUUUCAGCACAAAAUGCAUCUAUUGCAGCUGCUAAAAGAAAACUUGAGUCUGAAUUGCAAACUUUGCACUCUGAUCUAGAUGAGUUAUUAAAUGAGGCUAAGAAUUCAGAAGAAAAGGCUAAAAAAGCUAUGGUUGAUGCUGCUCGACUAGCUGAUGAGCUAAGAGCAGAACAGGAUCAUGCACAAACGCAAGAAAAACUACGAAAAGCUCUAGAGCAGCAGAUCAAAGAACUCCAAGUGCGGUUAGAUGAAGCAGAAACAAAUGCGUUGAAGGGAGGAAAGAAAGCAAUCCAGAAACUGGAACAGCGUGCGCGAGAAUUAGAAUCUGAAUUAGAUAGCGAACAAAGGAGGCAUGCUGAUGCACAAAAGAACCUCCGUAAAUCAGAAAGGCGUAUUAAAGAGCUUACUUUCCAAUCGGAAGAAGACCGUAAAAAUCAUGAACGAAUGCAGGAUCUCGUUGAUAAACUGCAGCAAAAAAUCAAGACAUAUAAGAGGCAGAUUGAAGAAGCCGAAGAAAUAGCUGCCUUAAACCUUGCAAAGUUCCGUAAGGCACAGCAAGAAUUAGAGGAAGCAGAGGAACGAGCUGACAUUGCUGAACAAGCCGCAACAAAAUUCCGUUCCAAGGGAGGCCGAUCUGGGUCGGUUCAACGGGGUGUCAGUCCAGCAGUGAGUACAGUGUAAGUAUCUAUAGAACGUCUAUUCUUAUUUAAUUUGUAUAGAUAAUCAUCAGAAGUCAGCAAGAAGUAGCUUAAUUGAGGCAAUCCAAUUGUAUGGUACAACUUCCAAAUAAUAUAUAAAAAUAAAUGCAAAAUAUUUAUAACUUAUUUUAUAAAUAGUAAAUGCGAAUAUUGAUGGCGUGCGAACAAAAUAAAUGGAAUAAAUAUAACUUUA
Aedes aegypti (yellow fever mosquito) is the source of this 6119-nucleotide messenger RNA. It is a transcript of the gene Myo-sex, whose product is annotated as myosin heavy chain, muscle-like. Gene Ontology annotation, molecular function: cytoskeletal motor activity; actin filament binding; ATP binding. NCBI's taxonomy places the organism in Eukaryota, Metazoa, Arthropoda, Insecta, Diptera, Culicidae. The record is from RefSeq and is a predicted model, not a curated record. Bases 87 to 5909 code for a protein of 1940 amino acids. The transcript has 14 exons. Gene Ontology annotation, cellular component: myosin complex.